This is a messenger RNA of Radiomyces spectabilis, 1431 nucleotides long. Its product is annotated as kinase-like domain-containing protein. The transcript is spliced from 7 exons. Gene Ontology annotation, molecular function: protein serine/threonine kinase activity; ATP binding. Gene Ontology annotation, cellular component: cytoplasm; Golgi apparatus. Bases 85 to 1203 code for a protein of 372 amino acids. Gene Ontology annotation, biological process: vacuolar protein processing; regulation of vacuole fusion, non-autophagic; protein phosphorylation. The record is from RefSeq and is a predicted model, not a curated record. NCBI's taxonomy places the organism in Eukaryota, Fungi, Mucoromycota, Mucoromycetes, Mucorales, Radiomycetaceae.
UUUUCUCUUUGUUCUCUGAACGGGCCAUCAGUCACACCCGCUGUUCAAGCACAUCAUACUAUUACCCGUACUAUCACUCGCAGUAUGGGGUUUUCCUUUGUUACAGACUUGCUCGAUAUACUGACAGCCGCCAUGAGCUGUUGCAUUCCGAAUCCCAACAUCAGCAUCAACGGACGCGCUUAUCGAAUCAUCAAACUCCUAGGUGAAGGCGGCUUCUCGUUUGUGUACCUUGCUCAGGACGGUUCCGGCAACUUGUAUGCCUUGAAGAAAAUUCGAUGUACGCUAGGCACCGAAGAAGCCGACCUGGCCCAACGUGAAGUGGAUAUGUACCGUCUAUUUGAACAUAAAAACAUCAUUCGCAUGCUAGAUAGCAGUACGAUCACGGAAUCCGACGGCAGUAAGACCAUCUACAUCUUCUUGCCAUAUUACAAAAGAGGCAACCUUCAAGACGCGAUUAAUCGACAUAACCUGAACAACACGCAUUUCUCGGAGAAAGAGAUCCUCCAGUUAUUUCACGGUAUAUGUAUAGCGGUGCAGGUGUUACACACGUAUAAAGCAGCGAGCGGCGUACGAACCCAUUACGAAUCCAGUGGACAAAACACAAUAGAAGACGAACAUAAUCACACCGACGACCGUCAGGAUCAAGCGCUAUUAAGUAAUCAAGUUCAGCAAGACGCGUCCGUCGUCGCGCCUUUGCCAGGGAAAGAAGGCGACAUUAUACCAUGGGCUCAUCGUGAUAUCAAACCAGGGAACGUCAUGUUAUCCGACGACGGUCAAACUCCUAUUCUGAUGGAUUUUGGAUCCGCUUGUCAAGCAAGGAUCGACAUUCAUACCCGACAAGAAGCGCUCGCACAGCAGGAUUUGGCGGCUGAACAUUGUUCAAUGCCUUACCGGGCACCUGAAUUGUUUGAUGUGAAAACGGAAACGACGUUGGAUGAAAAGGUGGAUAUAUGGUCACUGGGAUGUACGUUGUACGCUGUGGCGUAUGGGCAGUCUCCUUUUGAGAAUUAUGAUCAAGGCGGGUCGAUUUCGCUGGCCGUGCUCAAUGGCCAAUUUCGAUUCCCUAGCGAUUCUCAACUAGCGAAUCUGUAUUCCCAGGAAUUCAAAGAUUUGAUUUCCUGGAUGCUGACUGCCGAUCCCAAACGCCGCCCGAAUAUUCAUCAGAUUAUAGCUAGAGUCGACGAGCUUUUAUCGCGAGAAUAGAAACACGCGAGUAACUUGUACAGUGUAGCAUAUAAAAUAGAUGGAAAGGGUACCGCUCCGCGAUUCGAUUUCCAAAGGGUAUCUUCGUGUCAAAAGAAAUCUCAUAAAAUUUAUGUUAAAAAUGGUUGUGGUGACAACGAUCAUGCGGACGGGAUGAAACAGGUGUCGUCGGCAACCGUGUAUCACCAGAAUUCCGAUGACCCAAAAGGCAGUAAAAUAGUGCUUGAA